Phyllostomus discolor (pale spear-nosed bat) is the source of this 2661-nucleotide messenger RNA. RefSeq names its product transcription factor Dp-1 (gene TFDP1). Gene Ontology annotation, molecular function: DNA-binding transcription factor activity, RNA polymerase II-specific; RNA polymerase II transcription regulatory region sequence-specific DNA binding. The record is from RefSeq and is a predicted model, not a curated record. NCBI's taxonomy places the organism in Eukaryota, Metazoa, Chordata, Mammalia, Chiroptera, Phyllostomidae. Gene Ontology annotation, biological process: regulation of transcription by RNA polymerase II; regulation of cell cycle. The transcript has 12 exons. The coding region runs from base 212 to 1441 and encodes 409 amino acids. Gene Ontology annotation, cellular component: transcription regulator complex; nucleus.
CCCGCGCCCGGCGCCUUGCAGGGCAGGACCCCGGGCCGGAGUGCGCGCCCGGACCGCCCGCGUGUCCGCGCCCUCGUGUCCGAGCCCGCGUGUCCGUGUCUGCGCCCGCGUGUCCAUCCCCGCGUGUCCGCGCGUGACUGCCAGCCAGAAAAAUCAUUUUUCUUCUCUGGAGGGUGAACAUUUAUAGCAUUGAUUUCACGGAUCUGGUAACAUGGCAAAAGAUGCCGGUCUAAUUGAAGCCAACGGGGAACUAAAGGUCUUCAUAGACCAGAACCUUAGUCCUGGAAAAGGUGUUGUGUCCUUAGUGGCUGUCCACCCCUCCACAGUGAGCACGCUUGGGAAGCAGCUCUUGCCAAAAACGUUCGGACAGUCCAAUGUCAACAUUGCACAGCAAGUGGUAAUUGGUACGCCUCAGAGACCUGCAGCGCCCAACACUAUCGUGGUAGGAAGCCCACACACCCCUAACACGCACUUUGUCUCACAGAACCAGCCUUCAGACCCCUCACCUUGGUCUGCCGGGAAACGCAACAGGAAAGGAGAGAAGAACGGUAAGGGCCUGAGGCACUUCUCCAUGAAGGUCUGUGAGAAGGUGCAGCGGAAGGGAACCACGUCCUACAACGAGGUAGCAGACGAGCUGGUCGCAGAGUUCAGCGCUGCCGACAACCACAUCUUACCCAACGAGUCCGCGUACGACCAGAAGAACAUCAGACGGCGAGUCUACGAUGCCUUAAAUGUGCUGAUGGCCAUGAACAUCAUCUCCAAGGAGAAGAAGGAGAUCAAAUGGAUCGGUCUGCCCACCAACUCAGCUCAGGAAUGUCAGAACCUGGAGGUAGAGAGACAAAGAAGACUUGAAAGAAUAAAACAGAAACAGUCUCAACUUCAAGAACUCAUUCUACAGCAAAUUGCCUUCAAGAAUCUGGUGCAGAGAAACCGCCAGGCAGAGCAGCAGGCCAACCGGCCCCCGCCGCCCAACUCUGUCAUCCACUUGCCUUUCAUCAUCGUGAACACCAGCAAGAAGACCGUCAUCGACUGCAGCAUUUCUAACGACAAAUUUGAGUACCUGUUCAAUUUCGACAACACGUUUGAGAUCCACGACGACAUCGAAGUGCUGAAGCGCAUGGGGAUGGCCUACGGCCUGGAGUCCGGCAGCUGCUCUGCUGAAGACCUGAAGAUGGCAAGAAGUCUGGUGCCGAAAGCACUGGAACCCUAUGUGACAGAAAUGGCUCACGGAUCACUCAACAGUGUGUUCGUCACAUCAUCGGUUUCGACCUCUAACGGCACAAGGCUUUCUGCCAGUGACCUGACCAAUGGCGCAGACGGGAUGCUGGCCACAAGCUCCAGCGGGUCCCAGUACAGCGGGUCCCGGGUGGAGACCCCGGUGUCCUAUGUCGGGGAGGACGAGGACGAGGAUGAGGAGUACGACAACGACGAGGAAGACUGACGUGCUCGCCCACGGCCCCGCCUCCCCUCCAGUUCAGCUUCAGGAAAACACGUUUAGGGAAGACAGACUUUUUAACGUGGGCUUUCUGUUUCUUUUUGGCCUCUUCCCAAGAAGAUACUGUAAGCUGUCGAACUUGACCUGCACCUCGGAUAAGCAAGCGCGGGUGGCUCCCUGUAGAGUCUUUGAAGAUGGUCUGUGGCGUGUGCUGAUUCCAGCGUGCUGACGCAGGGCUUUUAUUUACUUUUUAGAUUGUGUGUUUUUAUUUUUAUCUUUAUUUUUUUAAUUCAGAGUUACUUUUUGUCCCUUAACACUUUUUGCUGAGUUUGCUGAGGAAGUUGUACUCCAUCUACAUCAAUGAAAACACAUCGUCAUCCUGUCCAGGCCACUGGAAUGCCUUUCGUUGGCCGCGUGUUAUGGAUGGCACCCCCUGCUGGCAGAGUGUGAGGCUCCAGGACGAGUUCCGAUUUGUUCUAUGGUGUCCACAGAACCAAGCAAAUGGCAAAGCUCUGCUUUUCCACAUUAAGCACCAUAAAUCUUAUAACUUUAUUUUCCCUUAAAUUAUAUUGACUAUGUGGUUCCAUCAGGUGUAUACUUUUCCUUUCUUCCCCCCUUUUUUUAAAUUUUAGGUCUAUGUUGCAGCAAACAAAGUUCUUUUGUGUGUGUGUGUGUGUGUGUGUGUUUUGUUUGGUAAGUUCACUGCCGUGCUGGUGCAGCUCUGAAAACUGUCUGGAAGGCUUGGAAUGGUUUAUUGCUUAUGGUAAAAUUUGCCUGAUUUCUUACAGGCAGCGUUUGGAAACUUUUUAUUAUAUAGUGUUUACAUACUUAUAAGUCUAUCAUUUAAAGACAUGUACUGAAACAAAUGUUGUAUUUGUUUCGUAAGCAUCUUCCUGUAAUCUAUUAUAAAGUUGAAAUUAAAUAUAGAGAAUGUUUUAACAGUUUUUUAACUCAAAAUUUGUCAAUCAUUUUUAAUAGUUCUUUUUUUAUAAAAAGAAAAAGGAAUUCGAGGACAGGCAGUAGCUUCUUUUAAAAUUUAUUCACAGAGAACCAUUAACUGCACAGUUGCUAUUAGCUGCCUGUUCCAAAACAAUAGUCUUUUUAUUGAAACACAAAUAAACUUUUCUGUAAUAUUUUAUGGAAUCUAAAGAGACUUUAAUUGUUGGACUUGUUUAACUGGCACUGUUAGUUUUUAUUAAUAAAACGCGCAUGGGCAUUUUAAACAA